Rotaria sp. Silwood2 is the source of this 846-nucleotide messenger RNA. NCBI's taxonomy places the organism in Eukaryota, Metazoa, Rotifera, Eurotatoria, Philodinida, Philodinidae. The record is from the annotation of a GenBank genome assembly.
AUGCAUCCACUUCAACGGCAUCAUGAAUCUUCCAGUAAAAGUCUAAUGAUUAUCGCACGUGACUUGCCUCAACUACUAUCGGAUGACGAUCUUGAUUAUUUGAAUGUCGAACGGCGUUUAUAUGAAAAUGAAACCAUUCCAGAAGAGUGGUAUCAACAAAAAACCACCAGUGGUGGUUCUGAUGAAGUUAUAAAGUAUCAUCCAGUCGAUCAUUAUUGGAGACAUGUUUUUGCAAUAAAAAACAGUUCAGGGACUGCCAAAUUUGUCGCAUUACCUAAACUCAUCAAGAGUCUUCUAUCACUUUCACAUGGUAAUGCCGAUGUUGAACGUGGUUUUAGUGAAAAUGCAGCACUAAUCACCGACGAUCGAUCAUCUCUAAGUGACAUCUCCAUCAACGGACUUCGAGCAACGAAAGACGCCGUCAAAUUUUACGGACAAGGAAAAGUUCACGAAGUUCCAAUUUGCAAAGGACUUCUUGACAAUGUCAAGGAAGCACACUCACGAUAUCAAGUUGACCAAGAAAGAAAACAAAGAAUACUCAAAGAAAAAGAAGCCAUUGAAGCUGCUGCAAAAUUAACGAAAAACAAAGAACUAAUUUUGGUCGAAAAAGAACAGAAUCUAAUCGAUCAACGCAAGAUCUUACAAGAAGAUCUAGAAAAUGCAUCUAAAAUGCUCAAUGAAGGCAACUCACGGCUCGAAGCUGCAGUUGCAACGAAAAACUUUGCUGGUGUCGAAAUGGCACAACUACUUAUUGGAGGCGCGAAGAACAAAUUGGAUGUUUUGAAAACACAACUCGGCGAUAAUAGUGAUCAAAUGAAUCAGCUCAGAAAAAAAUUGAAAAAAUGA